AUAGACCUCACCUACCUGUUACAUGCAUUCAUGCUCCGUACACUGCGCGCAAGGACAUUGCAACUUGAUCUCUAUCUUGAUUGAAAGUGGAACAUAGAAUAAAUACUGUGCAGAUAUAGUUAAGGGCAAAAUAAAUGUUGGUUUGACAUCGACACAGAAGAUGCAUGUUUUGGACGCUCCAUAAAAGUGCCUUCGAAGAUUGUUUAUAGCAACGACAUGACUACAGCAACAGUCUUGGUAUCCAUCCCUGCUGUAUCAUUCCCUGUGACUGACCUCUCUGCUCCAGCAUGUCUCGAGUGUCCUCCACCCCCAGGUACAGCCCCGGCUCCAACCCCCUGGGCUACUACAGCACUUAUGAGCCCACCAUGAGCUACCCCCGUAGGGGAUCAGAGCUUCUCCACCUCCCGUUCCCAUCUUCCAUGUACGCCAUCUCCACCUCCAGGAACCUGGGCCUCAUCAGCCCCAGCCACAACCACAGAGGGCCAGAGAGGGGGAGAGCCCAGCUACCCCUCCCCAGGAUCGAGGUCCCCCAGGCAAGUCGGCGCAGUGAAAGCUUCAGCCGAGCCCUGGGGGCCACCAACAAAUGGCGGCCAGUUGGGGAGCGUAGUAACACCAAUGGGGGUAGUAGGGGUCUCUCGCCGACUCGUCCGGCGUACCUUAUGGUGUCCACCUCGCCCUUGUCCCGCCGGCAUCGCUUGGUCAGCCAGUCGAUCCUCACCCAGGACCUGGCCUCCAUGGGGCUGUCUGACCAGCAGCCCUGCCCUGCCAUCAGAGGACGGAGUCCAGCCAGAGCUGAUUACUAUAGCUUUCCCUACUGGGUCUCUGAGAACUCCAAGAGUCCUCAAGGCCUGGUGGGACUGAGAAACCUCGGCAACACCUGUUUCAUGAACUCAAUCCUGCAGUGUCUGAGCAACACUCCUGACCUGAGGGACUACUGUCUGAGGAACACGCACCGCACCGACCUCAACAACAACUGCAGGGCCAAGGCCGCUCUCAUGGAGGAGUUUGCCAAACUCACCCAGACCCUAUGGACGUCAGUCAGCAGCGAGGCCAUCAGUCCCUCAGACUUCAAGACCCAGAUCCAGAGAUACGCGCCCAAAUUUGUGGGAUACAAUCAGCAGGACGCUCAGGAGUUCCUGCGUUUCCUAUUGGAUGGCCUCCACAACGAGGUCAACAGGGUCACAGUGCGGCCCAGGCUCCCGGCCGAGGACAUUGACCACCUCUCUGACAAUGAGAAAGGGAAGAAAAUGUGGAACAAAUACCUAGAGAGAGAGGACAGCAAAGUGGUCGAUCUGUUUGUUGGCCAGCUGAAGAGCUCUCUGACCUGCAGUGAGUGUGGUUACUGCUCCACAGUGUUCGAUCCAUUCUGGGACUUGUCACUACCCAUCGCUAAGAAAGGUUCAGGGGAGGUGAGUCUGACAGACUGCAUGCGAUUCUUCACCAAAGAAGAUGUACUGGAUGGAGAUGAAAAACCGACAUGCUGCAGGUGUAAAGCCAGAAGGAAAUGCACGAAGAAGUUCACCAUCCAGAAGUUCCCCCAGAUCCUUGUGCUUCACCUCAAGCGCUUCUCAGAGAACCGCAUCCGAACCAGUAAACUCUCUACCUAUGUCAACUUCCCCCUCAAAGAGCUGGACAUGAGGGAAUUUGCCUCCGAGAACAGCAUGAAUGCAGUGUAUAAUCUCUAUGCGGUGUCCAACCACUCUGGGAACACACUGGGUGGCCACUACACAGCCUACUGCAGGAACCCAGCCCUGGGGGAGUGGUACAGCUACAAUGACUCCAGGGUGAGCCCCAUGUCAUCCAGCCAGGUCCGCAGCAGUGAUGCCUACGUGCUCUUCUACGAGCUGGCCUCCUCCUCUCAUUCACGCCUGUGAAGCUACAUGCCAUGGACAUAUAGGCUACGUAAAGCCUGGCAGCCUGGUCAUACGGCUAAUAUAUGGACUACAUAGAUCUACACAGCGCCUGGAUCCUAUGCAACGAGCUUAAAAAGCCUGUGUCUGGUCUGAUAGUUUACUUUUGAGCCUUGCUCUGUAUAUAUGUAUACAGUAGCCAUUGGCACCAUGGAUUCAGCUACAACACAUAGGCUGCACUGCCAGGAUACAGAUAUUGAGUUGAGGUUCAACCAUAGCGGUUCUCCCGGGGACGUUGGGAAGAGUGGGUGUGUGCGUGCGCAGUCGCCAUGCCGACGGUGAAAAUAUAUAUUUAUUUUUUUAUGCACUACAACGAGGUCUCUAAGACCCUAAGCCGGAGUUUCGUCAUUCAUUUCAAGGUCACCACUGAGACAUGAGACUAUCACUUGACCUUCCGUUCUGUAAAUGAUUCUAUUUAAACAAAUGUCACCAUAUUUGUGACUUUAGAGAUGGAUGACUGUCUAGCACCAUCUGGGGUAGAACGAGGUCAGUGUUUGUACGUACAGUUGUAAAAGGCUUAAACAUAACUAGGAAUGACUUCAAACAGUAUUUGACCUGGGUUCCUAUACUAUUUGAAACUCUUUCAAAUACUUUGAGGUAUUGCUUAAGCCUGCCUGGGGUGCCAGGUUUGCAGGGUUUGCAGAGCAUGUUUGUGACUUUUCAUUUGUUCCAUUGCAACAGGAGAGCUUAAUAAAGCACAGCUAAAGUAUUUGUAAUGAUUUAAAAUAGUAUUUGAACCCAGGGUCAUAUUUAUUAAUGUAAAUAAUAAAGAUGUUUUUUUUGCUACAAAAACUAGAGUUUGUUAUUGGACAAAUUCAGCUAAUCCCUAACCCAUUUGGUCUGUAUUUGUCCGUUUGGUGUCUACGACCCUGAUCUGUUCAAAACAAGGACUCAAAAUGGUGUAAUUUUCUAUCUAAUAUUCAAACACACCUGUACAGUAAAUGGCUUUGAUUAAAAUAGUAAUCUUCUCCACCUGUGCCAAAUAUGAACUCCUAAAGGGACAGUUCAGAGAAAUUACAUGUUUAGAUAUUUAUUCCCUUAUCUUGAAAGCAAUUUAUUGACAAACCGUGACUACAAUCCACACUUUGUUCAACUAGUCUCUGCUAACAAAUGCUAAUAUUAUUAGCAUUUUUUAAACAGAAACCAAUCUAGGUUAAUCUUCUCCAUUAAGCAUGUUUUACAUGUCAUGUCCAAAUGAUCUAUAUAAAUGGAUUUUGUUGCCCAGUUAACCAUGACUUUAAACAAUUCAGAGUAUUAAGGGCCCAUUCCUUAAUGCAGAAAACAACACAAUGGCAGCCCGUCACUUGGUUUGCUAAGCUAAGAGGGUUACCACUUUCCAUUAUGGAGAUGUGGAUGUCUAAUUAGAUUGCAUUUUUAAGCAAAAUUAAUGGCAAUAAUUCAUUUGGAUGUCUUGUGCACCUGCCCCCCUAAAUGUCUAAAUGCCCAAGGCCUGUAUUAAUAAAAUGUCUCACAGUAGGAUUGCUGAUCAAGGACUAGGUCCCACCCGUCCAUACAAUCUUAUUCAUUGUGAUAUUAUAAAGCAAAAACAGAACUCCUACUCUGAGACUAUUUGUGAAUACGGGCCAUGAGGUCAGUCCUGAUCCACUGGGGGGUGGUCUCCCCACGAACAUAUUCCCAUAGGAGAUUGUGUGUGAGUCCAAGUCUAAAUCCUCUCAGUAGCAGCAGCUUGGCCCAAACACAGUGGAUAGUUGUUGUUUUGCGUGGGGCUAAUUUGGAGGUAACCUGCCUGCUGCCUUUCUUCGUGCUCUCUUUCUACUGCUCUGUCUCUACUCUCUGUCUCUCCCUCUGAACUCUGCCUCUCUUUCUCUUCUCUCUCCCUCAGCCUGCCUCUACAUCUAGGUCAGUCACCCCAUUUCUCUUCUCAGUGACUUCUGGCUGGAGACUAAUCCUUAUGUCACUGAUCUUGUUAAUGUGGGUAUUAAAGAGAGAGAGGGUAUGUGUGGGUGCAUGUACAGUGGGGCAAAAAAAGUAUUUAGUCAGCCACCAAUUGUGUAGGAUUUUUUAUGAAUUUAUUUGCAAAUUAUGGUGGAAAAUAAGUAUUUGGUCAAUAAAACGUU
Molecule: messenger RNA, 3988 nt
Organism: Oncorhynchus kisutch (coho salmon)
Lineage: Eukaryota; Metazoa; Chordata; Actinopteri; Salmoniformes; Salmonidae
Product: ubiquitin carboxyl-terminal hydrolase 2
Exons: 14
Coding region: 288-1874 (528 amino acids)
Biological process (GO): protein deubiquitination
Molecular function (GO): cysteine-type deubiquitinase activity
Source: RefSeq, a predicted model, not a curated record